Molecule: messenger RNA, 618 nt
Organism: Racocetra fulgida
Lineage: Eukaryota; Fungi; Glomeromycota; Glomeromycetes; Diversisporales; Gigasporaceae
Source: the annotation of a GenBank genome assembly
AUGGGAUGUUUUCCCUCUAGGUUAGUUGAAAGAACCGAGUCUAUGGAUGCACAAAGUUCCCAAACUGAAUUCCGAUACAUUAAUGGUAGAAGAUUUCAUAACGUGGAAAAUGUUAAAUAUCAUUUACCAAACGAUGAAAAUGAAUCAGAUAGGCUGCAUUCUCAGCAUUUCAUAUUAAGAUAUCUCUGGCAAAGCAAUUUUUCUUCUCCUGUAGAUCAUAUUUUGUCUAAACCAGGUGCAAAAGUCCGUGAUAUUAUUGGUUUAGAUAUAUCUCCACAUCAACCAACUACUAUAAAACCUAAAAACUUUGACUUCGUUAAGUCAAAUGUUGAAGAAGGAUUGCCAUUCGAUGAUAAUAAUUUUGAUUUUGUAUUUCAACGACUUUUAGUAAUUGGUAUUACCAAAGAGAAGUGGCCAUACGUAGUAAAUGAGUUGGUCAGAGUUUUAAAACCAGGUGGAUUUUUAGAGCUUUAUCCUUUUACUUACAUAAAAUUUCAUUCAAUUUAUCAUGAAGAAUACGAAAUAUUAGAACAACAAGGCAGUGAUUUUGAUUCAUAUCAAAAGUUAGAGGAAUAUUGUCGAAAUCAAGGAACGGAGUCUAAAACGGCCAAAUCCUAA